Doryrhamphus excisus (bluestripe pipefish) is the source of this 5245-nucleotide messenger RNA. The record is from RefSeq and is a predicted model, not a curated record. NCBI's taxonomy places the organism in Eukaryota, Metazoa, Chordata, Actinopteri, Syngnathiformes, Syngnathidae.
UUCUCUUCUAACCAAUCAGCAGCCGGUAGAUAUAAUAUGGGCGGAGACGACUACUUUUAAGUUAUUUUGGCUAACGCUAAAUGAUAUCGAGCGAACUGAUAGUGUUUAGUCGCAUUUAAUGUGUAUUUUCACAGGACAAACUAACACAAAUCUAGUAUCUACAACUUAUCAACAUGGUCCGGUUGGUUUUUUGGUAUGUUUUAGCUUUAGCUAACUUUCCCUGCUAGCCACCUGUUGAUUAGCGACCAUCUUUGUUUACAUAUAGCAUGCUAUCAUGCUACCUACUCGUUGAUAGUCAUGUAUCAUUUAUUCUUACAGUGUUUAACAAAUACCGCUAUGGGUACAUUUUUUCUCUACUCAAGAAAGGACGAACGGAUUGCUUACCACAACUGGCUCGUUGUUGAUUCCUUGGCUGGGUUGCAUGUUCCAGUUGGAUGUGCAGCAAUAAUGAUUUAACAAGCUGGAGACUUUGAUGAGUCUGCUUUGACUUGAGAGACAACAACGGGACUGCUGUAGUUCAUGCUAGCUAUGACAUGGAGUCUGUUUCUGCAAGGAGAAAGAUGAGGAAGAUGGGCUCUGUACGGCAAGAAAAUGCUAGUCUGACCAUGCAGGAUAUUCAGCUCAUCAGUGACCUUGACGCUACGCCCUAUGAACUCCUAUCCUCCAACUCUCAGGCCUGCCUGCGAUGCUCCAGGGUGGGGCCUGCUCACAAGGAGGCAGUCUUGAAUGAGCAGAUUUGUCAUCUUCAAGCAGAAGUGGAGACCAAAGCCAAAGAACUCAAGGCAGCAGAGCUGAGGGCAGAGCGUUGCCAGGAGGAAGCGGCUCACAGUGACAUCAUGGUAGUCAAUCUGACUGAGAAACUGGGCAGUGUCAGAGAGGAACUGGCCAACAAGACUGCACUGAGCAAAAGGGCAGAACAACAAAGAAACCAAGCACUUGAAAAUGCAGAGAAACUCAAAGAAGCUUUCAACGAGUAUAAGGCCACCAUUGCCAUUACAUUUCAAAAGGUGAUGGAGAAUGAAAACAAAUUAAAAACAAGUCUCACUGAGUGUGAUGGAGAAAAAGAAGAGCUUGAAAUAAAGUGCGCUGUGCUGGAGAGAGAGAAAGCAGGGCACUGUGAAACCAUCAGCCAGCUGAAGGAGGAGGUGAGGCACACAAAGACAUUGGCUGCCGAGCAUUCUGCGCUCCAAGCCCAGCUGGAGGAUGCCGGGCGACGGAGCUCAGACCUACGGAGACAGCUGAUAGAGCGCAGCGCCGAGUGCAAGGAGCUGGUUUCUCUGCGCAAGGAACUGGAAGACUUGCGGACGCUGACAAAGAACCAGGAGCAGUGUUUGGCCCUCAGCCACAAAGCAGCUCAACAAAGCCAAGCAGAGACAGUCAGCCUGGAGGCAAUAAUAUCUCUUCUGCAUCUACGAGAGGAUGGUGUGGGGCCACUGUGUGUCAGGCCGUGCAUGCUGCCCCCGGUGGACUAUCCGAGAAGCACAGACAUGCUGAAGCUUAAACCAGGUGAAGGUUACAGGCAGCUACUUCAGGUCCUACAGGUGAAGGAGGUUGAGCGCGCUAAACAAAGCAGCCUGGUUGAGCGACUUAAAGAGCGUGCGAGCCGCGCUCAAGAGGAGAUUUCCUCCCUGCAGGCUCAAAGAGCUUCCCACUCCCAGAACCUUCAGGCGGAGAUGAUGGACAAAGCCAACCAAGCCUUGGCCACAGAAAAAGAAUUAAAGAGAAAGGGUGCCCGAAUUGCUGCGCUGGAGAAUCAGUUGCAGGAAAAAACGUCAUCAUACAGUCAGGCUGCACUGAAGAAUACUGACCUGGAGAAGCAGCUACAGGAGAAGACGAGCACUCUUCAGCAUUACCAGUCACUGAUGAGCAAAAAGCAACGGGAGUACCAGCAAUCUUUGGAGAAGGCUAAACAAUCACACACUCAACAAUGCACGGAGCAGCAGCACAGAAUAGACAUGUUGCAGUUGUCUGUGGACCAGGCUCAUUCCCGGGUAUUGAACAUGGAGCAAGAACUGCGUUCUCUUCAGAGAGAGCGAGAUGAGGCACAAGCUGCUGCUUUUCAGCUUCAGACCUCUGUAGAGAAGCUGACACAAGAAAAGCACAUUGGAGUGAGGCACAAUGAAGAGUUGCUCCAGAGUUUGAAAGAACAGGCGGCCAACUCUGCUACCAAGGUGUGUGAGCUCCAGUCGUCCCUAUCGGCCUGCAGAGAAGAGCUGAUGUCGCAUCUGCAGCAGAUGGAGGAGACAAAGAAGAGCUAUGAGGAUGAUCUGCAGAGAUCCAAAGACAAAGUGUGUUCACUGCAGGAAAAACUCAAUGGAGUCACACGGGUGGCCGACAGCUCCAGUGAUCAAAACCUGCAGCUUCAACUUUCUCUGCAGCAGCUGCAGACGAUGCUGACCGAGAGCACGGCCCGUAUCGCUGAACUGGAGGACAGCCAGAGUCAGCUGCAACAACAGGUGUCCACUUUGGAGCAGCAGCUGGCGCGAGCUCGGGUGUCUCUACAAGAUGAGGUGAGGAACAGACAUGAAGAGACCGAGGAGAGAGAUAAGUACUUGGAUGACAUCAAGCAGAAGAACACUCAACUGUCUGAGACUCUCGACCAGGUGAAAUCAGACACGAGAAGCUUCCAAGCGGAGCUCAGGUCUAAAGAGUCUGAGCUGCACCAUCUGCAGAAGGAAGUCGCCAUCAAGACGUCUCAGAUCAGCAACAUGGACAAGAGCCUGCAGCACGCAAGGAGCCAGCUUGAAAACAAGAAUGACUUGGUGGCUGACCUGGAGGAGAAACUCCAUCGCUGCGAGGCCGACAAGCAGAACUGUGUCAAAAAGGUCCAGCUCCUCGAGGGCCAGCUGCAGACGGUGCACGGAGAGUUGGCUGAGACGCUAGCGCAGCUGCAUUUGCUCAAAGAUGUCCUGCAGAGAACACAAACUAUGGCUGAUGAGCGGCAAGUGGAAGUAGAAAAACUGAGCAUACGUCUUAGUGAGACCCGGAGGGAUUUGGAGGAAAGAACUCAUGAGGUUUUAGACCUGGACACUGCACUGAAGGAAAGACAGGGGGAGCUCCAGCAAAGAGCAAAUCUGCUGGCCCAGCUGGAUGUGGUCAUCCGGGAGCACAAGCAGGAGAUGGAGAGGAAGGUGGAGUCUCUGCAACAGAGCGUGGAGGCCAAAGAGAAAGAACUUAGAGAAGCGCGACAAGAGCUCGUGGACAGAAAGAAACUUGAGACGUUACUACAUGAUUCUCAGUGUCAGCGUGACGCUCUCACCACAGAAGUGGACGCCUUCAAGCUGCAAGAAAAGGAGAUGGAUGUGAGGCUGCGUCAUGCAGAGGAGGAGCUGGCUCUGAAGGAGGCGCGCUGGCAGCAGUCGGAGGCCAAGUUCCAGGACAUGGUCACUUCUUUAGAGCAAGAGUUGGAACUGGAGCAGGACCAGCACAAUAGAGAGCUGGAGUCCCUCCAGCGGAACCGAGGUCACCUCCUCAAGGUGUCCACCACCAUGCGCUCCUCCCAGGAACAGCUCACCUCUAAACUCCAGCAGUGUCAAGCCCAGCUGGAGCAAACUAAGAGUGAGCUGGACCGCACCGCGGGCCACGCCAGUCAUCUGCAGAGCCAGUUAGAACAGAGCCAGCACCGUUUCCUUCAGACUGAGACCCAGCUGGAGGAAAGCAGGGUUUUGUACAAGCGGGUUAAAGCUCAGAACACUCAGCUUCAAGUCCAGCUGGAGCACCUCAGUGCUCAGUUACAGCAAACCAGAGUCCAAUGGGGUCAGCUUGAGUCCUCCAUGGAGACCUCCAAUAAGUCCCUGCUCAUCAAGGAUCCUGAGGUGAUCCAUCUCCAGGCUGGAGUCUCCAGUCAGGAGCGAGCAGCGGAAUGUCAGAAUCCAGCUGUGUACGACGGGACGAGCCCCCUGCCUUCUCUCUGUAAAUUCGUUCACUCCCCUCCUGCUCAGCACUCCUCCACUGUCCACUCACCCUCACGUGCUCACAGGACUCCCCCCAAAAGCAAAAACACAAGCUCACCCCCGGACGACGCCGGCCUGCAGCUGCUGCUGCAAAGCUGUAGCAAUGACACGUCCUUGGAUCUCCCACCUAGCCUGAAGGCCACGCUGAGGGAGGCGCAGUCGUGGGGGGGGUCCUACUCGGACACAAUAGACCACAGCUGGCACGGCCUCAGCAGCACCGAGCCCGCGUCAAGCUGCGAGCGCUCCUUCGACCCUCUCACCUACAUGGUGGCUGACACGAGCACAGAGCUCACCAUGAUACAGGAGGGAGGCCACGAUGUCACUCCGGGUGCGGACGCCAGCUCUUUGACAGGAAUGCUGAGGUUUGUCAAGCAGACGUUAGCCAAUCAAGAAGAUCCAUCCUUGUGGAGUUCUGAGGCGUCCUCGCAGAGUGGAUGCAGCCUCCAGCUCAGUGGGUGUGGCUUGUACACCUGAAUUUAUAGCACCUUGGAACAUGAUUGGCAUGAUUGGAUUGGAGUCAGCACUUUUGUCAGUCGGUGUCGUCUCGGUGGGUGGAGGCGGGGCCGGUGGCAUACACAGAGUGCAGAAGUAGUAGAAAUGAAAUCAGUAUGUGUGUCAUACACAUGGUUGAUGUUUGGUUUCAAUUGGGCACAUUUUCUUGGAGGCGUGUAUUUUUUGUAGAAAAACACGAGAAAAACAUGCAACCUCCACACACACUUGACUGUGAGUCUGUGGUGAGUUGAUACAAUAUUGAUAUUGAUUGAUAUGAAAAACCCUCAAAAGGUCAGUUUGGCUUAAGUAUGGUGACAAAGACAAACUUUGAAGAGAGACUUAAGAUUCCUGAUUGUAUUUCUAAUUCUAUUUCUACCCAAUUCCACGUGAUUGUGGAGGCUCCACUACUGCUUCCUGCCCCUUAGCUUUUGUUUGGUUAGGCCUGACAUGCUAGCAGCUUAAUCCAUCCUGACUCGUGGCAUUGUUGCUGAGGAUGUGCACCAUCAGCUCUCUCUUGCCAGGCUCUGGCCCGGUGCGUGUCACUUCCUGUUCAACAAUAACACUGGUCAGACGACCCCCAUUCUGGCACCAGCCAGGUCUCACCGCCCGCAUGUAAACAAAUGACUUCAUUGUGGAAGCAGACAUUAUUAAGACAUUAUUAGGUUUUUAGUGAUGAUAUAACAGUAAAAAUGUGUCCCUCGGAUGUGUUUAUGAAUGUAAAUCUGUUGUUUGCUCCACAUUUACGAUAAGAGGCGCUCCAAUUGUAACUUCUGAAAUCCUACUUCCUCGUGCCACCUAUG